Cantharellus anzutake is the source of this 2989-nucleotide messenger RNA. RefSeq lists its product as uncharacterized. NCBI's taxonomy places the organism in Eukaryota, Fungi, Basidiomycota, Agaricomycetes, Cantharellales, Hydnaceae. The transcript has 2 exons. The annotation marks the transcript as partial. The record is from RefSeq and is a predicted model, not a curated record.
CUCUUUUACACGCUCUCUCUCUAGCUUAAAUUCGUUCAUACUCCUCACCAUUCGUUUUGCGACUGCCGUAUUUCGACUUGCUUUCUGCUAUUCGUCCCGCCUCUGCCUUAUCAAGCCAUACUAGUGGGGGUUAGUGAAAAGGGAUUUGGAAAAACUUGACAAAACAUGUUCUAACAGCACCAGCUUUUCAUCCUGACCAGUAAUAGCGACCCCAAUUACAACCCGCACCCUUAACCUGUCAACUUCGAGCACAUUCGCCAAUAAGAGUUACCCUGAUCAUAUGUCCAUCAGUGAUAAAGAGCAGGCUUUACGUCGAAUACUUCUGUCUUCCCGUGUGGCGCAGAGCUCUUCGGGAACUUCGGAGGUCGUCGGGGAUCGACCAAGACCAACUUCGCGGCCGUCUAAAAGGACCCGUUCAUCAACUCCGCCGUCUCAUCCGAGCGAGUUUCUUACUUCGGAUGUCACUGACUUCGGCUCGCCCAGGAGCGAACCAUCCAGUUCUCGCCCCCAUGGGCACACCCCAGUGUCGCAGCACUUCCCAUCAACAGAGUUUUUCGAGUUCUUCCCCAGGUCGAGAGCCUCGUUUGACAUGAAAAGACUCAUGAGCAAACCUGUCGCCUCUCUCGCCGCUUCGCAGAAUGAUUCCUAUACGAAGACCAUAGCGGCCGGGUCUACUCGAUCGGGUGCAAUCGCAUUAUCCUCGACAUACGCGAAAUUUGGGUACUCGGUUGCUGACCUGUUCGCUUCUACCUCCUACACCCCAAGGACUCCGAUUUCUCAUCGAGUGGCCCCUCAACUACCUGACGAGCCUGGGAAGACACAUUCCUCAUCUCCCUCGAUUUAUUAUGCGCCCCGUUCCUCAAGCCUUCCACGUAGUCGCAGAGCUAAUGGAGAUCAUUCACCAAAAAGGCCGUCUCUUCCUGCGACCCGUUUGGACGUCAUCCACCGUCACAAUCCCCAGUCAAUCCCCAGUACCACCAAGAACCCAGAGUCUAGCCUGGACACAUUUUGCUUUCCCAUUGUACCUUCCCAGCCUUCCUCUGUCCCAUCAAGCCCCACAAUGCCCGAUCCCAAACGGCACCUGUCCAGAGAGUAUUCUUCUCCAGUCGCAGAAAAAUCUCAGGCUUCACGCAUGUCGUCUGGCCCGAGCUCGACACCGAUGACCCCCGCUUCCCAAGUUGCUCAUGAUUGGCAACUUUCUCAACAAUUAUACGCUCCUUCAAACGCCCCCCAACAUUCCGAAGGUGAUGCAAGCGGAAUGGGGGAUUUAUUGUCUCCGCAUUCACACAGCCCACGAGGCACACUUCUGGAGCGAAGAAUAGGUGGGAAGCUUCUUGCUAAAGGUAGCGAGGAUGGUAAUGGAGGACCUAGAUGUCUGCACCUCCCUCUCAGGAGGAUGACGGAGGGCGAUGUCAGCCCAUCGCGCGGUGCGCUUGCUCGUAAAGUCACACGUAAACUUUCAAAGAAGCGCCCACAAAUCAAUGGGAAUCAUGCGGCUAUGGGGGGUGAUGGUGAUCAGCCCACACACACGGAUCGGUCAGAUAAGGAUUCGUCUCCUUACAGUCAUAUCGACUCGCUUUGGAAAGAUAAACCCCUACCCCCGUGCCCAUCUUCACACGAAGAAUGGCGGGAUCGGGCGGACUCACCUUCCGAAGUCUUGAGACGACCUCCGAUGUUAUCCGGUGCGGAUGUCGUAGCCUCACCCAGUCCUCGUCCUGGGGGAGCCUUCAGCCGAUUGAUUAGAAAACUAAGCUCUAGCACUAUGCGAGAGGCUAGCAAACGUCAAAUGUCUGGCAGUGAUGUGCCCCCUGUUCCGCCCCUACCUACGUCCGAGGCCUCCUCCACCCCUGCGAGUAGCCAUGUGCGCAGACGGUCCUCAUCAACCGAUUUUGGCAUUUUGUUGCAGAAUAAAGGACAUGAUUCCUCGGAGGAACAGUCGUCGGAGGGUAUAGUUUCUCGUAUCUUCAAGCGCCGGCCUACCUCCAUGUCUCCAAAAUCUGUGGUCAGUAACAUGAAGCCUGGGGUGGACAUAGGCAAUCUUGGUGCAUGGACCAAUUUUUCAGGAUCUCUACCAAGAGAUCAUAUUAGCACAAACUCAUCACAUUGGUCAUCAUCGCGUUUUUCAAGUUCUUCAUCACAGCCUGACGAACUGUUAAUGACACCGAAUGAGCCCGUCCCCCCUCUUCCUCGACUUUCUUUAUGUAAUAUCCAUCCAGUCCCCUCUUCCAGCGUGAUGACUACAUAUCACGACCCCAACGCUCUUUUACAGCAAUUCGCUACAUCCCAUGCGAGCUUACCGUUAGUCCAAAGUCCACAAGCACUUUCAGCACCCAGCCAACCAAGCCCCUCCCCCAAGGCUAGCACAGCAAUUGAUUCAAUCCUCACUUCUCCCCCAAAAAGCGAUCAAGAAGUGGCUCCCAAGAGGUGGAAUUCCCUUCGUAAACAAUUACCCUCGCCUCGAAGGCGAGCGGUUUCCAGCCCCGACGAUACCCAAAAGCUGAAUCAAUAUGCACCACACCUUUCAUCGUCCCCUCCUUCGACUCCAGGUCUUAGUUUUCUUACCCAUCGCAAAUCCCGCGAAAGGUUACCACGGACCAAAACGUUGGGCGGCAGUGCUCGGAGCUUCACGUUGCGUAGAUCCACCUCGAGACUGCGUGCGAAAUCCAUCGACGCUACCCCACAUCUCGACUUCACUGCCAGCUUGACAAAUGUUGCAUUUUUGGAAGUCGAUCCCACAACUGGUGAUGUGCCAGGUGGUAGACGACGCAAGAAGACUGAUGACGAGAAGGAUGCUAUGUGGGACGAUUUAAUGAAACGCAGUAACGGUGCGCCGGCGGGACUUUGCAUGCCGUUGUUGGCGUCAAACUUGAAAGUGAUAGCCUGGAAUAAGCCAGCGCUAUCUUGUGGAUUUUGUUCAUCCUUCUUUUCGAUCACUUGUAUGGCUGCUUUAUCUGCAUUUAAUACGAUACCAGCACGCUUCACGAGAAAC